AUGCCUCCUACCAUUCACUGUGUCCGGCACGGGCAGGGCGUACACAACCUGUCUCAUGACAACCACGACAUGCCCGAUCCCUCUUUGACGACGCUCGGCGAGGAGCAGUCACGAGAACUGGCCGAGAAACACGGUGGAGUGUUUGAAGGCGCUGAGCUGAUUCUCGCGUCGCCGCUCCGACGAACCAUCUCGACGGCGCUCUUGGCCUUCGAAUCCAUCCUGGAUGGCGGCAGAAAAGUGGUCGCUUGGCCAGAGCUCCAAGAGGCUAGUGAUCUGCCCUGCGAUACAGGAAGCGACGUCGCAAAGCUGCAGGUAGAGUUUGAUUCCUCCCCGGUAGAUCUAACACUCGCUGUGCCCGGAUGGGAAGUCAAGACGGCGCAAUCGGCCGCAAAUUCAACCUCUCUUCUAGCUAGAGCAGCAAAUGCCCGUGCUUGGUUGGCGAGGCGGCCUGAGAAAGAAGUCGUGCUAGUAUCCCACGGCUGCUUUCUACAUUUCCUCACUGAUGACUGGGUUGGUUCGACAUGCUCGCAUAUGACCAGCUGGAAGCAUACAGAACUUCGCUCGUACAACUUUGUCGACGGCGGCGAGCACGGCCUAUAUCUUCAAGAGACGCCAGAGUCCCGGGAACGCCGGGGACUGUCACCGCUGGAGCCGACCCUAGCCGAGCGGUUCCGGCUCCGUGACAUAGCAAUCCAAAACUGGAUCAAAUGUGGUGUCAUCUCAUAG
This is a messenger RNA of Cordyceps militaris CM01, 726 nucleotides long. Its product is annotated as phosphoglycerate mutase. The coding region runs from base 1 to 726 and encodes 241 amino acids. Gene Ontology annotation, molecular function: phosphatase activity. Gene Ontology annotation, cellular component: cytoplasm. The transcript has 3 exons. The record is from RefSeq and is a predicted model, not a curated record. NCBI's taxonomy places the organism in Eukaryota, Fungi, Ascomycota, Sordariomycetes, Hypocreales, Cordycipitaceae.